ACAGCAGCAAAAAAUAUUCCGAAGAAAAUUGAGAGGGGACCCCUUACUCAAGUGGUUAUUGAUACCGUAGAGGAGUGCUCUGUGGCGCCGCACUUACCCUUCGCACACGGCUGCAGGUUCAACAUGCCGCUCCCCAGACAAUGAUCUCUAUCAGGGUAACAGUAGCAGUAGUUCUCGGGGUUGUCUGCCGGUGCUGCUAACAUGGACUCCGGCGCGAUGAAACGGUUGUUACUCUGUGGUGCCACUGGAAUGGAGUCUAGGCCUCUGAAGCGACAUGAUAUUAUGAACAACCCGCUGAUGCGACACCCAAACUAUCAGGCCCUGAACCAGCCGUCUCAGUCAACAGCAUCAGCGAACGGGGUUCAGCAAAAAAACAGUGGGAAAGACAACUCCAUUGUCAGUUCAGCGGGUGAGAGCAGCAUGGAUCCAACACAGCCAGGACACCAGAUGACGGUGGCCUUUAACGGUAGUGGUGAUGGUUACGUGUCUUUUGCCGGUGGCUCUGCUGCCAACAACAGCACAUUCCAUUUGGACUCAGAUGAGCAGGAGUUCACGGGUAUCGGCCAGUACGAUGACUUCCACACCAUCGACUGGCAGCGCGACGUCGCCAGAGAUCGAAUGCGCCACCGUUACAUCAUUAAAAAGAAAGAGGACAGCUACUGGGACUGGGUCAAGAGCGGCCACGAUGCGUGGUCCGGGUGGCUGUGUGUGUUCAUGGUGGGCGUUAUUGCAGGUGCUGCCGCCGGUAUGAUUGACAUAGGAACCAGUUGGAUGUCCGACCUAAGAUUUGGGAUCUGUCCGGAGGCAUUCUGGUUUAAUCAGGAGCAGUGUUGUUGGUCCUCAAACGAAACUUUCUACGAUGGCGAUAACUGUUCCAACUGGUACUCGUGGCCCGAGGUGUUCAACCAUGUUCCAGAUGGUGCGGGAGCUUACAUAAUUUCCUACCUCUUCUACGUUCUGUGGUCGCUGCUUUUCGCCUCCCUGGCCGCAUCGCUAGUCAUGAUGUUUGCUCCAUAUGCCUGUGGCUCAGGUAUUCCAGAGAUUAAAACUAUUCUGAGUGGGUUCAUCAUCCGUGGGUACCUGGGCAAGUGGACGUUACUCAUCAAAUCACUUGGCAUGAUCCUUGCUGUGUCUGCUGGUCUCUCUUUGGGGAAGGAAGGCCCCCUGGUGCAUGUGGCCUGUUGUAUUGGAAAUAUUCUUUCAUACCUGUUCCCAAAAUAUGGGAAGAACGAGGCCAAAAAACGUGAGAUCCUCUCUGCCGCAGCAGCAGUUGGUGUGUCUGUUGCCUUUGGGGCCCCCAUUGGUGGAGUGUUGUUCAGCUUAGAGGAGGCGUCCUACUACUUCCCCCUCAAGACAUUGUGGCGGUCAUUCUUUGCUGCCUUAAUGGCAGCCUUUGUCCUGCGCUCCAUCAACCCCUUCGGGAAUGAACAUCUAGUCUUGUUCUACGUGGAGUACAACAAACCAUGGAUAUUUAUUGAACUGGUGCCAUUCAUUGUUCUUGGUGUCAUUGGGGGCAUCAUAGGAACUCUCUUCAUCAAAUUCAACAUCAAGUGGUGUCGGUUCCGCAAGAUGUCUCUGGUGGGCCAGUAUCCGCGACUCGAGGUGCUUAUUGUCACGCUCAUCACCGCAUUCAUAGCCUACCCCAACCCUUAUACUCGUAUGAAUACCUCCAAUCUCAUUUACCUCCUCUUCUCUCAGUGUGGGGUGGCCAACAACGACAGCCUGUGCUCUCCAUGGUGGACCAUCUCUGAACAGAUCAGGUUAAGCAAGUUCCUUCGUGAAUCGCACUGCUCCUAUGGGACCAGUGACUACCAGCGGAACUUCACAAGUGCCAACACAGCCAUUGAGAUCGCUGCAGCGGGUCCAGGAGUCCUUCAGGCAGUGUGGCUUCUUGCCCUCGCUCUUGUAUUUAAGUGUGUGGUUACGGUGUUCACUUUAGGCAUCAAGGUCCCUUGCGGUCUCUUCAUUCCUUCCCUGGCCAUGGGUGCCAUCAUCAGGCGGCUGGUGGGCGUCGGCUUGGAGCAGCUAGCAUAUCACAAUCAAGACUGGGUGGUGUUUGCCAUGGUUGGGGCGGCAGCUGUACUUGGUGGGGUCACGCGCAUGACUGUGUCAUUUGUAGUGAUCAUGUUUGAGCUGACAGGAGGUGUACGUUACAUUGUGCCUCUCAUGGCUGCAGUGAUGGCCAGCAAGUGGAUUGGGGACGCAUUUGGUCGUGAGGGUAUUUAUGAUGCCCACAUUAUCCUCAACGGUUAUCAAUUCUUAGACUCCAAGAAAGAGUUCAGUCACACCACUCUUGCACAUGAUGUGAUGAAGCCAGGGAAACAUGAGUCUUUCUUCGUGAUAACCCAAGACAGUAUGACCCUGGAUGAUGUGGAGCAGCUUCUUCGAGAGAUGGACCACAAUGGAUUCCCCGUGGUGGUGAGCUGGCAGUCUCAGUACCUGGUGGGUUUUGUUGCCAGAAGGGACCUAAAUAUUGCCAUCAGUAAGUCACCAGUGUCUGAGUGUCCAUAA
Molecule: messenger RNA, 2511 nt
Organism: Homarus americanus (American lobster)
Lineage: Eukaryota; Metazoa; Arthropoda; Malacostraca; Decapoda; Nephropidae
Product: H(+)/Cl(-) exchange transporter 4-like
Exons: 19
Coding region: 202-2511 (769 amino acids)
Biological process (GO): transmembrane transport; chloride transport
Cellular component (GO): early endosome; membrane; Golgi apparatus
Molecular function (GO): voltage-gated chloride channel activity
Source: RefSeq, a predicted model, not a curated record